GAAUCCCACAGAAACCACAUGGCCAGAGUAGCACCGUCAGUACCGACCCGUGGGCCCGGGUUCAACCCCCCCACCAUCAUCCUGCAGGACAUGGAGGGGGAGGAGCCAGAUGACAUCAGAGACCGGGUCAGGUUUCCUCAGGAGUCUGGACCUGAGGUUCUCUUCAACGUCAACAACAACAACAACAACCAAGAGGAGGAGGAAACGAAGAGGAAGAGGAGCAAUGAGGAGGAAACGAGGAGGAAGAGGAGCGACAAGAAACAAAAGAAGGAGAAACACAGACAGGAGAAGAAGGAGAGGAAGGAGAAACAGAGGGAGGAGAAGGAGAAGAAACAGAAAGAGAAGGAGGAGAAACAGAAGAAGGAGGAGGUGGCCCGGGACAUCACGGUGUUCGACCCAGCAGGGAACACCUACUAUCACUGGCUCUUCAUCAUCACCAUCCCCGUCAUGUACAACUGGACCGUCAUCAUAGCCCGAGCCUGUUUCGAGGAGCUCCAGACAGACUACUUGUUCUGGUGGUUCUUCCUGGACUUCAUCUCUGAUGUCAUCUAUCUCAUGGACAUGGCCUUCAGAACCCGGACUGGUUACCUGGAGCAGGGGUUGCUGGUGAAGGAUGAGCAGAACCUACGCGAGCGCUACACAAACACCUUUCAGUUCAAACUGGACCUGGUCUCCAUGAUCCCCACUGAUGUCCUGUACCUGAUCGUUGGGGUCACGUACCCUGAGGUCCGCCUCAACAAACUGCUGAGGUUCAACAGGAUGAUGGAGUUCUUCCAGCGGACCGAGACCAGAACUAACUAUCCCAAUGCCCUUCGUAUCUCCAACCUGGUCAUGUACAUCAUCAUCAUCAUCCACUGGAACGCCUGCCUCUACUACUCCUUCUCCAAGGCCAUUGGUUUUGGUGCUGACCGGUUCGUGUACCCUGACCCGGCAGAUCCGGAGUUUGGUCGUCUGGUGAGGAAGUACGCCUACAGCAUGUACUGGUCCACGCUGACGCUCACCACCAUCGGAGAAACUCCGCCCCCUGUGGAGAACUCCGAGUACUUCUUUGUUGUGACCGACUUCCUGGUGGGUGUCCUGAUUUUCGCCACCAUCGUCGGUAACGUCGGCUCGAUGAUCACCAACAUGAACGCUGCCAGAGCCGACUUCCAGUCUCGCAUCGACGCCAUCAAACAGUACAUGAGCUUCAGAAAGGUAACUAAGGACCUGGAGAAACGAGUCAUCAAGUGGUUUGACUUCCUGUGGACCAACAAGAAGGCAGUGGACGAGAGGGAGGUGCUGAAGUUCCUCCCUGACAAGCUGAGGGCUGAGAUCGCCAUCAACGUGCACCUGGACACCCUGAAGAAGGUCCGGAUCUUUGCGGACUGUGAGGCCGGUCUGCUGGUGGAGCUGGUGCUGAAGCUGCAGCCUCAGGUCUUCAGUCCAGGAGACUACAUCUGCAAGAAAGGGGACAUCGGCAGAGAGAUGUACAUCAUUAAGGAGGGGAAGCUGGCCGUGGUGGCUGACGAUGGCGUCACGCAGUUUGUCAUUCUCAGUGAGGGGAGCUACUUCGGUGAGAUCAGCAUCCUGGCCAUCAAAGGCAGUAAGGCAGGAAACAGGAGGACUGCCAACAUCAGGAGCAUCGGGUACUCGGACCUGUUCUGUCUGUCCAAAGACGACCUGAUGGAGGCGCUGACCGAGUAUCCUGAUGCUAAAGCUCUGCUGGAGGAGAAGGGGAGGCAGAUUCUGAUGAAGGAUGGCCUGCUGGACCUGGAGGUGGCGGCGCAGGGCCCGGACCCCAAGGACAUGGAGGAGAAGGUGGACCGGAUGACCGGCACCCUGGACUCCCUGCAGACCCAGUACGCCCGGCUGCUGGCAGAACACGACGCCACUCACAGCAAACUCAAACACCGAGUCACCAGGCUGGAGAGGAAGCUGGCCCCGCCCCCUCAGGCCCCGCCCCCCUCAACACCUGACACUCAAACCACCAAAGAAGAAGAAAUGGGAAGAAAAUGAAACGUUGAACUCAAAUUUAAGUUUAAAAUUUAAAUAAAGUCCUGCCGGUGAGACGUUCAAGGACCGUCUGGCAACUGCAGUUCAGGCUGGAGUGGAAGAAUCAGACUUUAAUCUGCUCCCAGAUGUUUUUAUUGUAUUAGAGCUGUAAA
Messenger RNA from Nematolebias whitei (Rio pearlfish), 2144 nucleotides. RefSeq names its product cyclic nucleotide gated channel subunit alpha 1b (gene cnga1b). Gene Ontology annotation, molecular function: intracellularly cAMP-activated cation channel activity; intracellularly cGMP-activated cation channel activity; cGMP binding. NCBI's taxonomy places the organism in Eukaryota, Metazoa, Chordata, Actinopteri, Cyprinodontiformes, Rivulidae. Gene Ontology annotation, cellular component: plasma membrane; intracellular cyclic nucleotide activated cation channel complex. Bases 19 to 1995 code for a protein of 658 amino acids. The record is from RefSeq and is a predicted model, not a curated record. Gene Ontology annotation, biological process: monoatomic cation transmembrane transport. The transcript is spliced from 14 exons.